Molecule: messenger RNA, 2436 nt
Organism: Debaryomyces fabryi
Lineage: Eukaryota; Fungi; Ascomycota; Pichiomycetes; Serinales; Debaryomycetaceae
Exons: 1
Coding region: 1-2436 (811 amino acids)
Cellular component (GO): mitochondrial inner membrane
Source: RefSeq, a predicted model, not a curated record
AUGUUGACACGAAGUAUACAUAAGCCAUCUGGGAGUUUGCUAUUGAAUAAUAUUAUAAGUAUAAGGCAACUUUCAGCGAGUAAGAGGGCAUGGGGAAAUGAUAAGAUUAAUAUUCCAUCGGUGAUACUAGACGAAUUGAGAGACACAUCAAAGAUAGCACCAUCACCCAAAAAUGGAGAUACAAAUAAAAAGAUUUUGAUAUUAGAUCCGAGCCAGACAGCUGAUAGAAAGUUUCGUAAGUUAGUUGAUUUGCAUUCGGAGACAGAUUCUUAUAAAAAGCAUUUUAUUGCACCUAUCAAUAUAUUUCAAGAUGAGAUAAAGCUAGAAACUUCUGGGGGCUCUAUCAAUAGUUCAAUAGAAAACUUGAAACCCAACAGUAACGAAAUAACAAUAACCAAGUUCGAUUCAUUAAGAAAGACGCUUAGUAAAUCAUUUACCAAAGCACAAUUGAGAGACUAUAUUACAGAAACUUAUACCCAGACAAGCUUUAAAGGAACCAAGAAAGGUAUUUCGAGUAUAAACAAAGAUAAGCUCUCAAGAAUAAUCAUUGAAGAUAUAUGGGUGAUUGGAAAGUCAGACAAACUAUCAACGUUGGAAGAUUUAUUAAUCACGAACUCUGUGAAGUUGAGUAAACCGGAAUUAUUUUUGUUGUUACUGCAAAAUGGCUUCAUAUUGCAAUAUCUCUCCAGGGUAGGAGCAAAGGUAUCAUUUGAUACAGAGCAGGAAAAGAUUAAGUUUACAGGAACUGAAUAUCAGGUUACUAAUGCGGAAAUUAUCCUUAAUUUGAUCUUAAAUAAGUCACACAAGGAAACUUUGAACUUAAAUACAAUAAAACGAUUAUUCCUUGAAAAAUACAGUGAAUUUUCCUUAGAAAAGAUUGUUAAAAAUACUGAAGUGUAUUUUAACCAAUUGAAUAACGACAAUUAUGAAUUAUUUGCAUUAAACGAAAAUCAGAUUAAGAAAUCCAAACGAUUAUUAUUAUGGUCAUUGAAUUAUAAUAAGCACUUGCGUGAAAUGAUAGUCUUGCCAGAUAGUUUGGAUAAUUUAGAAUUUGUCCCUUACAAAGAUGAUGAUUCAUUAUCCUGGAAUAAUAGACAACUGAAUUUAUUUCUUUUGCGAAGCUUGAAAUUAAAAGAAGCUAGCGACUAUAUGAUCAAACAAUUGAAUAAAUACUCGGAUGAAAAUUUGAUGAAUAAUGAUUUAAACUUUGAAGAUUCUAUAGAAAAUGUUAAAUCAUUUCCACUUGGUAAACAAAAAUCUGAUGACCAACUAGAAAAGGAAAGCUGGAGGCUACUUAAUGAUUUAGGUAUUACAUUAGAUAAUUUUGAAGUAGAAGAAGAUAAGAAGGAUAUAUUGCAUGAAGAGGUGGAUGAAAAACCGAUUUCGAAACCGACAAUUGAGCCUAUUUAUGAGAAAGGUCCUCAAGAUAAGAAGGAGGAAUUAAUUUUAAGUGCUAAAAAGAAGGAAGAAGUAUAUAAUAAGUUGAUUGAUUUCAGCUACAGGAAUGAAUUAAAUGGCUUAAAGGGAGAUAAAUUAAACCAUCCAAUAUUUACAGUGACAUUAGGAAAUCUUUUAUUUGAGAAUACUUCUGAUUCACACAAUAAAUUGAUAGCGAAUAACCCUGAGAUGACAAGUCAAAUUGGUGAGAAUUAUAAAUUUAAUUCGAACAUCCAAUUGGUAAAUGAUAAGGUGUUAUCAUUACCGCCAUACAACAAUUUUUCACUUAAUCCACAAGAAAUUAAUCAUUACUUGAAUAAUGACCCGCACAAUUAUGUUAUUCAAUUGAAAUUCUUACCAUCCCCUUUUUUGGAUGAUAAAUUAAGUUCCAAGGAUAUAGAUUAUCAAAUGAAAUACCCCCCCGUGGAAAUUUGGAUUGAAUUGAACGAAAAAUCGAAACCUGAUAUUGAAACGAUGAAUAUAGUGACAGUAGAAGGUGAAAAUAAUUGUUACAUUUCAUUACCAAAUGAAAAGUCUGAUAUGAAGGUAUGUUGCCAAUUAUCGGGAGAUGUUCUAGGCCAGGAUAAUACCAAUGAAGUUACCGAGCCUGAAAGUGAAAAUAUUGAAGAUAUUUUGAAUGCAACAACAACUAGAUAUUCGAGGUUUGCUAGUCAGCCUGGGGUGUCAGAAUUUUUGAGGAACUCAAAACUAGACUUUAGUGGUAGGGUGGCUACUUCUAUAGCACCAUCCAUCGACCUUAUUAUAAAUGGUGAAACUGUCAGGUACCAUUACAUAAACGUCUCUUUUAGAAGACAAUUAGAUUUAAAUUAUGGACCACCUGAAAAUGGAAGAUUAGUUCAAUUUAAUUUAGUUGAAGGAGGGUCUUUGGGUGGAAGAAAGUUAGAAGUAAACCUAGUUGGAGAUAUAACUGGAGACUUGAAUAAAGAGCAGUUUGAUAGACUAAUCAACGAUUCAACAAGAUUAAUUAGCGAAUUGUGA